AUGGCGCCCCUUGCCGCCCGCGACACUUCUUCGCAGUCGACGCACAAUCCUGACGCGAGCCACGACAUGAUGGAAGAUCCGAGCAGCUCUGUACGCAUGUCUGCGGAGAUACCUCUACUUUCAGGGCAUCUGUCUGUUGAUAAGUCUCUAGCCGUCGCAUCUGGGCCAGGUUCGUGGUUUCGAAAGCGCCGCAAACCCCAUCUCGAUGCCAUUGCUACCCAGCCUUCGGUGUUCGAUGACCCAGAAACUGCAAAGCACCACCAGCCACGACCAGACUGGGAGAAUAUACAUCGCUUCGAUCCGACUGCAAGGUGGAGUUGGAGUGAGGAGUAUACCAUCGUUCGCAAAAUAGACUACAAGAUCAUGGCGUUUACCUGCUUGAUGUUCAUGGUGCUGGAACUCGACCGAGCCAAUCUGACGCAGGCCGUCACCGACAACUUCUUGGAUGAUCUCGGGUUCAGCUUCCUCUGCGCCGAGCUGCCCUCUCAGCUGAUUUCGAAGUGGUUGGGUCCAGAUCGAUGGAUCCCAACGCAAAUGGUGCUCUGGAGCCUCAUUGCCUGCAGCCAAUUCUGGCUAUCUGGCCGCGGCUCUUUCCUCCUCACGCGCGGAUUGCUGGGGAUGAUGCAGGGCGGCUUCAUAGCCGACAUCGUCCUCUAUUUGUCGUACUUUUACACCCAUGCAGAAUUGUCUAUUCGUCUUGGAUUCUUCUGGACUGCGGGAUCUGUGGCGGACAUCAUCGCCAGCUUCCUCGGUGCCGGCUUACUGCGCCUCCGAGGAGUCGGCGGUCUUGCAGGCUGGCGAUGGCUCUUCCUGAUAGAAGGGCUGAUCACGCUAUCAAUCGGUUUCUUGGCGUUUCCCCUGAUGCCUCCGGGGCCUUGCGAAACGGCGGGCUGGUUCCGUGGUGCCCAAGGCUGGUUCACGGAGCGUGAAGAGGUCAUCAUGACAAAUCGCAUACUGAGGGAAGACCCCAGCAAAGCCGGUAUGCACAAUCGCGAGCCAAUUACGCCUAAGCUACUCUGGCAGAGCAUAACCGACUACGAUCUCUGGCCGCUCUACCUGCUGGGCCUCAACUUUGAAACACCCAUGACAACGCCGCAGCAAUACUUGACGCUGAUUCUGCGGGGCUUCGGCUUCAGCACACUCACCACGAACCUCCUCGUUGUCCCCGCACAGGUCGGACACAUCAUCACCAUGCUGCUGUUCGCUUACUUGGCCGAAGUGGUCGGCCAGCUCUGGCUAUUUGGACUCCUCGCCCAAUUCUGGCUACUGCCGCUCGUGGCGGUCAUCUACACGUACGACCUCAAUGCUAUGAACCGGUGGCACGCGUGGGCAAUACUCACGGUGCUGCUGGCAUGUCCCAACAUCCACGCCAUCCAGGUAGGAUGGAACUCCAGGAACUCCAAUUCGGUCAGGAGCAGAACUGUCAGUGCGGCGCUCUACAACAUGGCGGUGCAGACCUCAGGCAUUAUCGCCAGCAACAUCUACCGAGAAGACGACAGGCCGCGGUACAUCCGCGGCAAUCGCGUUCUGUUGAUACUGUGCUGUGUUAACAUCGUGCUUUAUAUCUCUACCAAGGCGUACUAUACCAUGCGGAAUCGGCACAAGGAGAAGCGAUGGAGGAGGAUGACGGACAGUCAGAGGGCGCGGUACCUGGAGACCAGCAAGGAGAAGGGGAACAAGAGGCUGGAUUUCCGGUUUGCAUCAUAG
This is a messenger RNA of Cyphellophora europaea CBS 101466, 1707 nucleotides long. RefSeq lists its product as uncharacterized. Gene Ontology annotation, molecular function: transmembrane transporter activity. The record is from RefSeq and is a predicted model, not a curated record. The transcript is spliced from 2 exons. Gene Ontology annotation, cellular component: membrane. Lineage: Eukaryota; Fungi; Ascomycota; Eurotiomycetes; Chaetothyriales; Cyphellophoraceae. Gene Ontology annotation, biological process: transmembrane transport. Bases 1 to 1707 code for a protein of 568 amino acids.